AUGAAUAAACAAUUUAUUAAAAUGUCACAUACUUCAUCAAAAUUAAUUGAUUUACCUAAAUCAAGCACAUUUACAAAAUUUAUUAAACCUGAUAAUAGAAUAUUAACAAGUGAAAUUGCUUUAAAGAAUGAAAAUCAAAUAUCAAAUACUCCAAGAAAUUUAUUAAAUGGUGGGUUUUCAUAUGUUUUACCAACUGAGAGAAAAGAUUACAAAUUCCUCCUAACUAAUCCAAAAGCAUUACAAGAUUUAGGACUUGAUGAAAAUGAACCGAAUAAUAUUGAAUUUCAAAAAAUUGUAAGUGGGGAAUUUUAUAAUGAUAAAACAACAUUUUUAAAUAAAGAUUGGCCUUUUCCUUAUGCUCAAGCUUAUGCUGGUUGGCAAUUUGGUCAAUUUGCUGGUCAAUUAGGUGAUGGUAGAGUUGUUAAUUUAUUUGAAGUACCUCGAAAACCAGAUGGUCUAAAUCGUGAUAAAUUUGAAUUACAAUUGAAAGGAGCUGGAAAAACACCAUUUUCAAGAUUUGCUGAUGGGAAAGCAGUUUUGAGGUCUUCAAUUAGAGAAUAUAUCAUAUCUGAACAUUUAAAUGCCGUUGGAAUUCCAUCUACACGUGCUCUAAGUUUAACUUAUUUACCAACUACAUUAGCUCAAAGAUUAGCUGCUGAAAGGUGUGCUGUUGUUGCUAGAUUUGCUGAGAGUUGGGUUAGAUUAGGUUCAUUUGAUUUAUAUAGAUUUAGAGGUGAUAGAGAAGGGGCAAGAAAUUUAGCAGAUUAUGUUAUAAAUGAAUUAUUCACAAUUGAUGGGAAGAAAUUCCAAAAUUUUGAAAGGAUAACAAGAACAAAGGAUGAUUUUUUCAAUACUAGCAAAAAUUUAAUUGGUGAAUUGACAGAUUAUGAUAAAAUGUAUUAUGAAACAAUUAUAAGAAAUGCUGAAACAACCGCCGUUUGUCAAUGUUAUGGUUUCUUAAAUGGUGUUUUGAAUACUGAUAAUACUUCAAUAUUAGGAUUAGCUAUUGAUUAUGGUCCAUUUUCAAUUAUGGAUAAAUAUGAUCCAAAUUAUACACCAAAUUCAGAAGAUCAUGAAAAAAGAUAUGGAUAUAGAAACGUCCCAACUGCAAUUUGGUGGAAUUUGACCAGAUUAGGAGAAGAUUUAGCUGAAUUAAUAGGUGCUGGAAAAGAAAUAUUGGAAAAUAAGGAAUUUUUAGAAGGUAUUAAAGAAGAAUGGGAGGAGCCAAUUAUAAAAAGAGCUACUAAAAUUAUUGAAAUUGGUGGUGAUAUUUAUCAGUAUGCGUAUACUAAGAAAUAUGUGGAGACUUUUUUUAAGAGAUUAGAACUUGCACAAGAAUUAAUAGAGCAGAAGAAUCCAGAAUUGCAAAAUGUUAAUAUUAUUAGUCCAAUGUUGGAUGUAUUAUAUAAAAUUCAAACUGAUUUCAAUUUAUUCUUUUUACAAUUACAAAAUAUUGAUUUUAGUAAAGAAUAUGAACAAAUCACUGAAGGAUUAUUUUUAAAAGAUUAUGAUUUUAAUACAUUUAGACAUCAUAAAGAAGAUAUAAUUAAAGAAGCAAGUGAAUGGUUGAAAGUAUACCAUGAUGCAAAAGAAAAAUCGAAAGAUUAUAAAGUUGAAGAUUCAAAUAAUUAUAAUCCUAAAUUCUUACCUAGAAACUGGAUAUUGGAUCAAGUUAUACAACAAGCUACUGAAACGAAAUGUGAAGAUAUAAGUUAUUUGAAGAAGUUACAGAAAAUGAGCACUUAUCCUUAUGAUCCUACUAAAUGGGGUGAUGAAUUAAAAGAAUUGGAACAAAGUUGGAUUUUACAGGGUAAUAAAGGAGAUGAAUAUUCAAUGUUACAAUGUAGUUGCUCAAGUUGA
Molecule: messenger RNA, 1860 nt
Organism: Insectozyma verbasci
Lineage: Eukaryota; Fungi; Ascomycota; Pichiomycetes; Serinales; Debaryomycetaceae
Source: the annotation of a GenBank genome assembly